UUCGACAUGGAAUCUUGGAGACCAAGAAGCCCAGAGACUAGUUUAUCAAGUGAUGAGGAUCAAGUCAAAGAUCAUGAUCAAGAUUCGGGUUCUACUACGGCGAAACGAAGCUACGAAUGCACAUUUUGCAAGAGGGGUUUCACCAACGCUCAAGCCCUGGGAGGUCACAUGAAUAUCCACAGGAAAGACAGAGCCAAAGCAAAGCAACUCGUCUCAGGUACUUCAUCACUAAAUUCAAACCACUACUCAAAUGAGGAUCAAUACUCCUCUUUGAGUACAUAUCAUCAUCAACAAUUUAGUACUGCACCAAUUUCAAGCCAGGCGGGUUCAGGGCACUAUCCGGUUGUGGAUCAGAGGAAUUACCAGAUGUAUUUUCAGCCAUCUGGGUCCAGCCCUAGAAUCCCAUAUGGUUAUGACCAUGAUGAUUCAAUUGGGUCAAGGCAUCCGUCUUUGGGUGUGAACCAAGAACUCUGGGGUGCAAAUUUGAGCUUGCGGUUCAGCCCCAACCAUUUGGAAGAUGAUGAGUACAGAAGGGGACUGAGGAGUAAUGAUGAGGUGGAUUUGGAGCUUCGACUUGGGCAUGGAUAAUUUGUAAGGGUACACUUUAAUUGACCUAGGCAUAUAUGAUUACUACCAAGGAAACACAUGGUAGAGAGAUUAGUGAAGAUUACUCCAUCAGAACUAUUUUCUUAAGCACAAAAGGUAUUUAAGAAGUGCACUGUAAAAAUUUAUAUGUAUUUUCCUUAAUUUGUCUAGGUUUGGU
This is a messenger RNA of Prunus persica (peach), 763 nucleotides long. Its product is annotated as transcriptional regulator SUPERMAN. The coding region runs from base 7 to 588 and encodes 193 amino acids. The record is from RefSeq and is a predicted model, not a curated record. Lineage: Eukaryota; Viridiplantae; Streptophyta; Magnoliopsida; Rosales; Rosaceae. The transcript has a single exon.